AUGGCAACUGUCAUAUCACGAAGUGUCUUUGAGAGAUCACUCACUUCUCCUUCCACCACCACCGCCACCAAUUCAAGUACCAUCAGUACUCCCAAUGCAGUACUCUCUAAUUUCAUACCUCAUUACCAUGAUGAUGCGAAUGAAGGAGGAGGUGAUUCACAUGACUCACAACAACGAUCAUUACAUUCUCACCAUGCUCAUCAUCAACCAUGUCAUGAGAGCAGCAAUCAUAAGAGUACAAAACUAACGACUCAUUCUUUGGUUCCAACAAUACAACAACAACAUCAACCACAAGAACCACAACAAGAACAACAACAACAACCUCAUCUACUCGCAUCAUCACCAACCAACCACACCUCUUCUUCGAUUCAACUCCCGCCCUCUACUCCCGCCAAAAAACCCUUCUACAGGAGAGGCAUUUUCAGAAUCUUGGAUGCCUUUUUCUUCCUCUUUCGAGUGAUACUCUUUCUAUUUAAAUUCUUUUAUUCUUAUAUGAAAUUAGUGAAUCAUCAAAACAAACAAAAACAACAUUGCAAAGUAUUAUUAGAAGAGAAAGUAGACAACUACAAUGAUUACAAACAAAUUGCAUUGUAUUUGGAUCAAUUAGAAGGUUAUGAUUUGUGGAAAUCUGAAAAUGAAACCAAACUCUAUGACUUUGAACAAAUUGAAAAUAUCAAUUACCAAAUCAUGGCCAUGUUAAGAAAAAAAGAUAUUCAUGGACUACAAUGGUUGCUGAGAGCUGAAUUACAUCGUAACAUUGCUGGUAUUAAUAAUGUUCAACUCUAUGAAUGUCAUACAGGUACUAAACAACUCAUUGAAGAAUAUAUUGAUUUGGUAUCCAAAUCAUGUCAUCUCAUUCGAGAGAGUGAUGAAUUGUCAUUGGAAGAGAAAUUGAAAUUCUUUAGAGAUACUUGUCAUGCCUUUGGAAGAAGUGCUUUAUUAUUGAGUGGAGGAGGUGGAUUAUCCAUGUAUCAUAUUGGUGUUGUCAAAUCUCUCUAUGACUCUGGUAUUUUACCCAAAGUCAUUAGUGGUAGUAGUGGUGGUAGUAUUGUGGCUGCAGUCUUGUGUACCAGACGUGAUGAAGAUCUCUCAAAAUGUUUUGAACCUGGUUCUUUUAAAUUAGAAGCAUUUGGUGGUAGUGAUGAUACUCCAGAGAGAUCAGCCAUGCGUAAAAUUAAUCGAUUAUUGAAUAAUGGUGUGAUUAUGGAUGUGAACAAGUUAGCACAAUGUAUUCGUGAGAAUAUUGGAGAUUUAACAUUUGAAGAGGCCUAUAAAAUUAGUGGAAGAGUAUUAAAUAUAACAGUGAGUGGACAAUCUGCAGGAUAUCAAACACAUGAAGGUCUAUUGAAUUAUUUAACUGCACCUAAUGUCUUGAUUUGGAGUGCUGCAGUGGCAAGUUGUUCAUUACCAAUGCUCUACAAAGCAGUUCCUUUGAUGGCCAAAGAUCGAGAUGGUAAUAUUGUACCAUAUCAUAACUUUCCAAAUCAGAAAUAUCAAGAUGGUACUCUCUUCUAUGAUUUACCAAUUACUCGUUUAGCAGAAUUAUUUAAUGUUAACUUCUAUAUUGCCUCUCAAGUGAACCCUCAUGUACUUCCAUUUAUAUCCAAUUCCAGAAAACAAAAGAAUUCUCUAUUUUCCAAUCUACUUUCACUCGUAUGCUCAGAAAUCAAAUAUCGAAUUGAACAAUUAUAUUCUCUAUCAUUAAUACCUGAGAGAUUUCGAUGGUUUGAAUUGGUCAUUUCACAAUCGUAUGAAGCUCAUGUCACCAUUGUACCUUGUGAUUUGAAUUUUGAGAAUAUGAAAAAGAUUCUCAGUAAUCCAACUGCUGAAUAUAUCAAUCAAGCAGUUCAUCAAGGAAUGAGAAGAACAUUUCCUCAUAUGAAUCGAAUUGAGAACAUGUUAAAGAUUGAAUUGACAUUGGAUUCAUGUUUGAGACAAGUGAGAUUUCAAUUAUUUAAAUCAUCACCACAAUUUGCCAUUCAAAUGUCAAAAUCCUCUUCACUCUUUAAUUUGGAGGAGGAAGAUGUCAUUGAUCAUGAAAUUGUUUCAUCCGACCCGAUAAUGAAUUCAAAACGUGGUGAUAGUGGUAGUACUACUACUACUACUACUGCCAUGAUGACAUGCACCAAUCCACAACAACAACACUCUUCACAUCAACCCCACCAUUCACUUCAAUAUCAUUCUCAACAUGCUUCUCAACAUCCUCCUUCUCCUUUGAGAAUUUGUAGUAGUAGUACUGGUGGUGCCAAUCAUCAUCAUCAUCACUCUCAUCAUGCACACCACCACAACAACACCAGCCCUCGUCAUUAUCACCCUUCUCAUCAUGCACACCACCACCAACACUGCCAACACCACCACGACCACCACCCUCACCACAACAACAACAACAAAUUGGAUCCAGAGCAGCAGCACAGUCAUUCUCCUCACAGUCAUUCUCCUCAUCUAGAUCACCUCCAUCAGCAGCAACCACAAUAUUCUUCAUCUCUUCUUUCACUCAUGGAUGAACUUGUUGUGGAUGAUGAGAAUGAUCGUCUUGUGACUCUUACCAAUAAUGAUCAUUCUACAACCAAUACCACCACCAAUACCACCAAGAAUGAACGAAUGAUCACUUCUGGUGAUUCUGAUUCACCACUAUCACCUUCACUAUCAUCACCACCCAACGUGAGAUCAAAGACUUUAGAAUCAGUGCUGACUGUCAAUACUUCAAACAAUCAAAGAAGAAAAAAGAAGGAGGACGAACAGUAA
Molecule: messenger RNA, 2745 nt
Organism: Naegleria fowleri
Lineage: Eukaryota; Heterolobosea; Eutetramitea; Acrasida; Naegleriidae
Exons: 3
Coding region: 1-2745 (914 amino acids)
Biological process (GO): lipid metabolic process
Molecular function (GO): triacylglycerol lipase activity
Source: RefSeq, a predicted model, not a curated record